Molecule: messenger RNA, 1101 nt
Organism: Olea europaea var. sylvestris
Lineage: Eukaryota; Viridiplantae; Streptophyta; Magnoliopsida; Lamiales; Oleaceae
Product: serine/arginine-rich splicing factor SR45a-like
Exons: 8
Coding region: 93-821 (242 amino acids)
Biological process (GO): positive regulation of mRNA splicing, via spliceosome
Cellular component (GO): spliceosomal complex
Molecular function (GO): RNA binding
Source: RefSeq, a predicted model, not a curated record
AAUAGUCUUAAAAUAACUAACAACUCGUCUACAUAUAUUCACGAAUGAAAACGCUUCGUAAUUUUUAGGGUUCUUCAUUUCAGUUUGGGAAAAUGGCUGAUUCUCCUCGCAAUAGGUAUGCUCGGUCUCCUUCUCCUUUGGAUGAAAAUGUAAGAUCUAGGUCAAGGUCAAAAUCUAGAUCCAGAUCUAGAUCAUGGUCAAGGCCAAGGGACAGGUCGAGAUCAAGGUCAAGGUCAAGGUCAAGAUCAAUGUCUAGAAAUCGUGGCAGGAGCGAGGUUAUUAAUGCUGGGGAUACACUAUAUGUUACUGGUCUUUCUAUGAGGGUCACUGAAAGAGACCUUGAAGAUCAUUUCUCAAAGGAAGGAAAGGUGAAAUCAGUAUUUUUGGUUGUGGAACCACGUUCUCGCGUCUCUCGUGGUUUUGCAUUUAUAUCAAUGAACUCUGCUGAGGAUGCGAAUCGGUGCAUCAAGCACCUUAAUCAAUCAGUUCUUGAAGGUCGAUACAUAACCGUGGAGAGGUCCAGAAGGAAACGCGCAAGGACUCCUACACCCGGUCACUAUCUCGGGCUCAAGAACAGUAGGGGCGAUGGUUAUCGUGGUAGCUCUGGUGGGCAUCGUAGAAGUUCUGGCCGUGGUGAUGACUUUGGGUACCGGAGGUCUCCUAGGCGCUCCCCUUACAGAGGUGGACGUGAAUACUCUCUUAGUCGCUCCCCCUACAGAGGUGAACGUGAUUACUCUCCUAGGCGCUCUCCCUACAGAGGUGAACGUUACUACUCUCCUAGGCGUUCACCUUAUGGUGGAAGGUCAAGAAGGGACAGAUAAGGUCAUAUUCGCCUUGAUGGAAUUAUUGAUGUUGUCGUAGGCAAAGACAUUAUCGGAUUUUAAGCUUUUUCGUUUGAAAGUUUUAAGUCACGUAUGAAGACUUGUAUGAUUAUGUUAUGGUUUGGACCAAACUGGUGUGGAUUCUCCUGUGGUAUUAUAUUAUGCAUGUUGUUCAGGUAUUAUUAGUUAAACUUUCAUGAAUGUGAAAAUUUGUCAGUAAAGUGGCUUUGCUGUAAUGUUUUGGUGAAUGCUUAUUAUAUGAUGAGACUGUUCAGUCACA